Phlebotomus argentipes is the source of this 214-nucleotide messenger RNA. RefSeq lists its product as uncharacterized. Lineage: Eukaryota; Metazoa; Arthropoda; Insecta; Diptera; Psychodidae. Bases 14 to 100 code for a protein of 28 amino acids. The record is from RefSeq and is a predicted model, not a curated record. The transcript is spliced from 2 exons.
AACAGCAAUCCGAAUGAAAUACCGUCACAGCCAAGGAUUGAUCCUGCAAAUACAGUUUCGCACGUUUCUCAGUGAUUUUGUGCCGGAAAUUCGGAGGUGAAGGAAUUGUGUCCAGUGAAAGGUGGAGACAAUUGGGAAAAUGAGGCAAUUUCUUUUGGCCUUGUGCCUCAUCUUGGCAGCCGCGAGUGCUGCGAAUGGACAACAGACGUCCACU